Messenger RNA from Quercus lobata, 1730 nucleotides. RefSeq names its product serine/threonine-protein kinase AFC2. Gene Ontology annotation, cellular component: nucleus. Gene Ontology annotation, molecular function: ATP binding; protein serine/threonine kinase activity. The coding region runs from base 83 to 1396 and encodes 437 amino acids. NCBI's taxonomy places the organism in Eukaryota, Viridiplantae, Streptophyta, Magnoliopsida, Fagales, Fagaceae. Gene Ontology annotation, biological process: protein phosphorylation. The transcript has 11 exons. The record is from RefSeq and is a predicted model, not a curated record.
ACAAAACCAUUUUGACUCUCUGUUUGUUUCUCGCGAAAUAAAAAAAAAAAAAAAAAAAAGAAAGAAAGAAAAUCUGAUAGUCAUGGAGAUGGAGCGCGUGACAGAGUUUCCCCACACGCACAUGGAUCGGCGACCCACCAAGAGGGCGCGUUUGGGUUGGGAUGUUCUUCCUCAGCCUUCAAGGGCUCAGGUAGGAAUGUUUUGUGGACAAGAGGUUGGGAGUCUGACAAGCUUUGCACCUUCAAGAGCACCCUCAGACCUUACCACUAAUUCUUCUCUUUAUGAAAAGGGAGUGGCUCGAAAUGGUUCUCCCCCAAGGCGAGAUGAUGACAAAGAUGGGCAUUACAUGUUUGAGCUUGGAGAAAAUUUAACUUCUCGCUAUAAAAUCCACGGCAAAAUGGGUGAAGGUACCUUUGGUCAGGUUUUGGAGUGCUGGGAUAGAGAAAGGAAAGAAAUGGUUGCCAUCAAAAUAGUCCGUGGAAUCAAGAAGUAUCGUGAAGCAGCUAUGAUAGAAAUUGAAAUGCUGCAACAACUUGGUAAACAUGAUAAAGGUGGCAACCGUUGUGUUCAAAUACGGAACUGGUUUGACUAUCGUAACCAUAUCUGUAUUGUGUUUGAGAAGCUUGGACCAAGUUUAUACGAUUUUCUACGGAAAAACAAUUAUCGCUCAUUUCCCAUUGAUCUUGUCCGUGAGAUUGGCAGACAACUGUUGGAAUGUGUUGCAUUUAUGCAUGAGUUGCGUUUGAUUCAUACUGACUUGAAGCCAGAGAAUAUCCUUUUAGUAUCAUCAGAUUAUGUUAAAGUUCCUGAUUACAAGGACUAUAAGAAUUCUUCUCGAUCACCAAAGGAUGGUUCAUACUUUAAAAGAGUGCCAAAGUCAAGUGCCAUCAAGGUGAUUGAUUUUGGUAGUACAACUUAUGAACGUCAAGAGCAGACCUAUAUUGUAUCCACACGACAUUACCGUGCACCUGAGGUGAUUCUAGGACUUGGAUGGAGUUAUCCCUGUGAUGUAUGGAGUGUUGGCUGCAUCUUGGUGGAAUUAUGCACGGGUGAGGCGUUGUUUCAAACUCAUGAGAAUUUGGAGCACCUGGCAAUGAUGGAGAGGGUGCUUGGCCCAUUGCCCCAGCACAUGUUGAAGAGAGUAGACCGACAUGCGGAGAAGUAUGUCAGGAGAGGUAGAUUGGAUUGGCCAGAUGGUGCUACCUCAAGAGAGAGUAUUAAAGCUGUAACUAAGCUCCCUCGUCUUCAGAACCUGAUAAUGGAGCAUGUUGAUCAUUCAGCUGGGGAUCUCAUUCAUCUAUUGCAGGGAUUGCUUAGAUAUGAUCCGCUAGAUAGGUUGAAAGCUCGGGAAGCCCUUAGACACCCCUUCUUUUCUAGGGAUCAUCUGAGGAGAUGAUGAUCCAGCCGACUAGUAUAGUGAAAUGGUCUAUAUCUGAAUGCCAUUACAGGGGCUUCUGCUUCACAAAUGGCUUCUAAAUAUCUCUACUCCACUGAAGGAUGCAGAAGAAUUGUUAGUUGUAUAUACACACUGGAGAAAAGCUCACUUGUCAAAGGGCACAUCGGCUCUUUUCCUGCCUGUUGACGAUUUUUUUUUUCUUUUUCAAUUUGAUCUUUCCAUCUUUUUAUGUAUGUAGUCUCGAUCCAGCUAACAAGAUUCCAAAUGUAAUACCAGGCAAAUUACUCGAAUGUUAACAACUCUUUGAAAUGAUGGUUUUUUUUUUUUUCUCUAA